AUGGAGUUCCCUCAGCAGUACACCUCGGAGCAUACCGAUGCUCCAGAGGUUGCACUUGCAGACUCUGAGCAAGUUGCUCCCGAGGAUACGAGAUCGCUGGUUCAGGAGCAGGUCCCGGAGCCAGCCCAGGAACAGGAGGUCCCACUCGAGCAACCUCUGGAGGAACCUCUGGAGCAGCACGCACCGGUCAGCGUCAACGUUGAAGAGCCCACUUCUGACCACACUGCUCGCGCCACCAUCAACAAUGGCUAUAACAGCGACUCCAAGGCUCACUAUCAUUCCCGAUCCACUGACUUCCAUCACUCCGCCCCCGAAUAUGCCGCUCAGGACACAGAUCAGUCCACUCGCCAGAACUCGUCCCCUUCUCUCAGUCACCAACUGCCCGUGCCAAACUCCAGACCUGGUUCGGGAUUAUCUAGCGGUACCGAGCGCCCUGGUCUUUCCCAGCCGCAACAGCAAGAAGUUCUGCGACAAGGACAGAGCUCACAGGCCUCGAAGAAUAGUGUGGUGAUUAAAGUUGGCAUGGUUGGUGAUGCUCAGAUCGGAAAAACCAGUCUGAUGGUCAAAUAUGUUGAGGGGAGCUGGGAUGAAGAUUACAUCCAAACCUUGGGUGUCAACUUUAUGGAAAAGACAAUCUCCAUUCGGAACACGGAGAUUACCUUCUCGAUUUGGGAUCUUGGUGGUCAGCGUGAGUUUGUUAAUAUGCUGCCACUAGUCUGCAAUGACGCCGUCGCAAUUCUGUUCAUGUUCGACCUCACGCGCAAGAGCACAUUGAACUCAAUCAAGGAGUGGUAUCGCCAAGGACGUGGCUUUAAUAAAACUGCUAUCCCAUUCUUGGUUGGCACCAAAUACGAUCACUUUGUCAAUUUCCCCCGUGAGGAUCAGGAGGAGAUCUCGAUCCAGGCCAAGCGCUUUGCGAAGGCCAUGAAGGCCAGUCUCAUCUUUAGCAGCACUAGCCACAGUAUCAAUGUACAGAAGAUCUUCAAAAUCGUUCUGGCCAAGGCGUUUGACCUGAAGUGCACCAUUCCAGAGAUUGAAAACGUUGGCGAGCCUUUACUCCUGUACAAGAACGUCUAA
Messenger RNA from Penicillium nucicola, 1077 nucleotides. RefSeq names its product Spg1/Tem1 GTP-binding protein. Gene Ontology annotation, biological process: regulation of exit from mitosis. The transcript has 4 exons. The coding region runs from base 1 to 1077 and encodes 358 amino acids. Gene Ontology annotation, cellular component: spindle pole body. NCBI's taxonomy places the organism in Eukaryota, Fungi, Ascomycota, Eurotiomycetes, Eurotiales, Aspergillaceae. The record is from RefSeq and is a predicted model, not a curated record. Gene Ontology annotation, molecular function: GTPase activity; GTP binding.